UUUGCCUCUGACAAAAGAUUCGAAAAAGUGAGCGGGAAUAUGCGACUUUUGCGUCUUUGGGUAAAGCUUACUUGGUUACGAUUUUUACACAAAGUGUGUUCAUUCAUUAUUCGUUCAUGUAUUGCCCUCCGACUUAAGAUCAGUCUUUGAAUCAACUUCAAUUCUGUACAAACAUUCGACUGGAAAUUUGUAUUUUUCAAAGCUGUGAAUUCCUUCUUUUUGCCAGAACAACUCCAUUAUGGACAAACCGGUACCAUUGAUCAUACCAGGAGAUAACGGCCACAAGUUUACCAUCAACGAAGAAGCCAAACUAUGCUUGCAAAACAUAAACAAACCAAUGUCCGUAGUCGCCAUCGUCGGCAAAUACCGCACGGGAAAGUCGUAUCUGAUGAACAGGCUUUACGGCAAGAACUCUGGAUUCGACCUGGGCAGCACAGUCCAGUCUAAAACCAAGGGGAUCUGGAUCUGGGCCCGGCCCCACCCUAAGGAUAGCAACAGGUGCCUGUUGCUGAUUGACACCGAGGGUCUCUAUGAUGUGGAAAAAGGGGACUCGACCUACGACAUUCAACUCUUCACUCUGGCCGUUCUCCUUUGCAACUGUUUCGUCUACAACAGCCAAGGAACCAUUGAUGCUGAUGCUAUUAAUAAGCUACACUUGGUUGCAGAACUGACAGAACACAUUAAAGUCCAGGCUGGCGGUGCCGAGGAGGAAACUGGAGAAUCGUUCGGCAAGUUCUUCCCACAAUUCUUCUGGGUAGUGCGUGAUUUCACCCUUGAGCUCAACAUUGAAGGGAAGCCAUGCACGCCUGAUGAGUACCUUGAACAUGCCUUGAAAAUGAAGAAAGGGCAUGGCAAAGCUGUCCAUGAAUACAAUGCACCCAGAGAAUGCAUCCGGGCAUUUUUCCCCCACAGGAAGUGCUUCGUCCUUAAGAAACCAGUGAACGAUGAUGUGCUUCUCCAGAGGCUUGACCAGGCCAGAGAGGAGGACAUUAAGCCAGAGUUCAUGAAGGACGCCAAUCGGUUCUGCGAGACUGUUUGGACAGGCGUGGAGGCAUUCAGAGUGCAGGGGAACGCCAUUAAUGGCAGCAGGUACCUAACAUUGGCAGAAACGUACGUCCAAGCCAUCAACUCUGGUGCCGUGCCAUGUAUUGGUACCGCAGUGGAGACCAUGAAGCAGGUCGAGUGUCAAAGGGCUUUGGAUGAAAGUGUAAGGAGCUACAGCACCAUGAUGGAGAAGGAAGCUCUCCCAAACAUGCCCCUCUCGUUGAAGGAGCUGUCAAGCCUCCACGAGCAUGCCAAUGGGGCAGCCCUCCGUGUUUAUCAGAACAUUGCUGUAUUUGAUGCCGAAGGGAAUUUUCAAAGGAAAUUGCAGGAGGCCUUGUUGUCAGUUUAUACGCAAUUUGUGGAGCAGAACAAGGCAGUCUCAAAAGAUAAAUGUAGAUCCGUUUUGCAAAACGCGUAUGUCAAUAUUGCCAGCAAGAUCCAGGCUGGUCACUACACAGGCGCAGGAGGGUACGAAGAGUACCAAGCGGACUAUCAGAAAGUAAAAGAGAUAUACGCCAACACAGAGAGGAAGGGUCCAUGCGCUGACGAGGAACUGGCGCUGUUCAAUGAAGACAAGAAAAGUGAGGGAAAGGCCAUUCUGGAAGCUGACAAGAAAAUGACCGAAAAAGAGAAGGAUCUUGCAAGAGCCAAAGAAGAAGCUGAACAACAAGCUUUGCAGGCAGAGUCAUUAAAACAGAAACAGCAGCAGCUUCAGCAAGAACUUGCCGACAAGGAGGCAAGCAACCUGGCAAUGAUACAGCAGGUUCAAGCUGAAUUUGAUCAGAAAAUCCAGGCAUCGCAGGAAAUGCACGAGGCAGACAUGCGUGCAAAGCAAGACGAACACCAGCGCCUCCUACAGGAGGGUUUGGACAGGCAAGGAGAACAGUAUAAAGAAAUGCUGGCUGAUAUGCAGAAGAACCACAACCAGCUUCAGCAGCAACACCAGAAGAAGACUCAACAGUUGCAGGAGACCGUGGCCAGACAAGAGAAGCUGAUACAGGAGAUCAGGGCGAAUAAAAGACGUAGUGGGGGAAGUUGCCCGAUAUUGUAAAGAACCCCUGCCCAGUUUCCAAGAGUCUCAUUGCAUGGUCUUCAUCUGAAAUGGACAUUCUAUGAAAAUCUUAAACUACUGUGUCAGUUAGAUUAUAUCAGACCAUUAAGUACUACAGUGCCUUGUACACACCAGGAAAACAGAGCAUACAAUACAGGGUAGUGUCACGUAAAUGGUGAGAACUAUGAUGGCUCUUCAAUAAGAAACAAAUUUACCAUUGCAUUAUAUCACAAUUGUGUAGCUGUAUAUAUAGUCAGUGCUGUGUCAGAUAUUGGCAUUGAGUGCUUAUAGUAAUGUAAGUUGAGCUCACUAUAGUUAUACCCCCGUCACACUUAAUUGGAAUCAGCAGAAAUCAAGAAGAAUGAGGCUGAAUGAAGAAUUUUAAAAAUUCGCACCACAUUCGGGAAAAAAGUUUAAAUUGACCUUAAUUAUUGUAAGA
Molecule: messenger RNA, 2534 nt
Organism: Lingula anatina
Lineage: Eukaryota; Metazoa; Brachiopoda; Lingulata; Lingulida; Lingulidae
Product: guanylate-binding protein 6-like
Molecular function (GO): GTPase activity; GTP binding
Source: RefSeq, a predicted model, not a curated record